UGUCAUAUUUUUUCGGCUCAGUACCCUAAAAGGUACCACAAAAGCUCCCACCGUGGACCUGUUGAGGAUGAAUACCUUGAAAAGGUACGAUGAGCAACCCUGUUCCCCUCCCUCAUUACACUCCAAUGGUUUUUCAUACAAAUCCUUGAAAAUUUUUUUCAAGUUUCAAAACUGCCACAAAAUCCUCGAUCUCCAAUAGUUAUAUGCCAACCCAAUUUUUGCAACACUCAAAUUAUUACUAAUUGAAAUUACUCUUUAAAACAUGCUCUUUCUAGUUCUGAAAGUCAUGUAAUUGCAAACGUUCACGCGACCAACUGUUCCUUGACCCAGGGGUCCCUGGCUGACCAAUGAAAAUAUCAGAGAAAACUGGGUACCAGGUAGAGGAACUUUGCCCCAUGCCCCUAGUGGCAUUCAAGAUGGCGGGUUGAUUAGAGUGUUUAUUUUCAAACAACUUGUACCGAUGAAAACCAGCUGAGAAACGAGUAGACAUGGAGACUGAAGAUCCAGAGAGGGUUAUACAGCACAUUGUAGUGGUGGGAUUCCACCAUCAGCGGGGAUCUGAGGUAGAGUUUUCAUUUCCACCAUUUCUGAAGAACGGUAACACACCUAGUACAACACCACCAAGUGAAUGGCGGUUCUUGCCAUUUUUGGCAUUACCAGAUGGCGUCCAUAAUUGUCAGCAAGACACUUCUGUAUUUCAUUUACCAAGUCUCAGCACAUAUGUUGGGAGACAGAACUUUCAAUCUACCAUUUUUGGAAUUUCUUGUUACAAGCAGAUUGACAGUAAGGACUUAAGAAUUAAAAAGGACGAUGUGACCAGACGUACUGUGCAGAAGAGUGUUUGUAUCCUCUCCAGUUUGCCCCUUUAUGGUUACUUGAAAGAAAAGCUGGAAGUUGCUACCAGAGUGUACUUUGAUGAGAGGGACUUCUCAAGAACAGGAAUUUUAGAGGAAUUGUAUAAGAAUUUAAACUUGUCCAUAUCACCGAAUUUUGAACUGGAAGAUUCUUUACUAUUUGUCGGUCUAUCAGUUGUAGAAUUAGUCAGAAAAUUUCAACAUAGGAUUUUAGUUCUUUUUAAGCUGCUUCUUCUUGAAAAAAAGGUUAUAUUUCAUGGCUUUCCGGUUGGCAGUCUAUGUAUGGAGCUUCUUUCACUUGUUUCUCUCUUUCCAAAAAUGAUCCAAAACGGUUUGGUGUAUGCAGCCCCCAGAGAAAAUGAAACUUGUGAUAAUGAAGUUUUUCAACCUUUGCAUGUCCGAGAGUGUGAGCAGUUAUUAGUCGAUAUUUUUGGAUUUCCAUUAGCAAUCUUCGCAAACGUGAGUGAAAGCUCCUUAUUUCAUCCUUAUUUAUCUUUGCAACAAAUGGAACUGUUAAAGAGCGCCCAUGUGCGUAGUUUCGUGGUUGGAGCGUCAAAUUAUUUGUACAAACGACAGAAGGGAUUAUCAGAAGUUUUGGUAGAUCUUGAAAGCGGAUCAAUAGAAAUACACAGUCCUGAACUAAAUGAACAGCUCUCGUUGUCAACCGCUGACUUGAGAUUUGCAGACUACCUCAUUAAUCACGUCAAGGAAUACGUUGAAAAAGGCGAACAAGAAGCCGGCUGGGAUGGCAGUGAUGAGUGGAUACGAGCUCAGUUUAAAUUGUAUCUUUUGUCUUUGCUGUCUUCCAUACAACACACAGAUGGCGAUGGAAUGGCAAACUACAAUGAGCAUUUCAUAGAGGCCUGGAAACAAACCACGAACUAUCAAGUUUGGCGUGGAAAAGAGCAUGCUGGGAUUGACGACGUACAUGCUGGACAUCCAUUUCAAGGUCAGAUGGGGCUCUCAGAUAUAAAGAUCAGACUCUCUAAGUAAGCUGUCACCAAUUUACAUUGUAAACAAUCUUUGGUUUGCAGGUUCAUUCGUAAAAAUUAUUUAAAAUACUUUUGAGCACAAGUUCUUCUAUAAUCUAUCCACAGGGAUGAUUUAGC
This is a messenger RNA of Orbicella faveolata, 1963 nucleotides long. Its product is annotated as late secretory pathway protein AVL9 homolog. The record is from RefSeq and is a predicted model, not a curated record. NCBI's taxonomy places the organism in Eukaryota, Metazoa, Cnidaria, Anthozoa, Scleractinia, Merulinidae. Gene Ontology annotation, cellular component: cytoplasm.